Penicilliopsis zonata CBS 506.65 is the source of this 2884-nucleotide messenger RNA. RefSeq lists its product as hypothetical. The coding region runs from base 160 to 2577 and encodes 805 amino acids. The transcript has 5 exons. Gene Ontology annotation, cellular component: nucleus. Lineage: Eukaryota; Fungi; Ascomycota; Eurotiomycetes; Eurotiales; Aspergillaceae. The record is from RefSeq and is a predicted model, not a curated record. Gene Ontology annotation, biological process: regulation of transcription by RNA polymerase II; DNA-templated transcription. Gene Ontology annotation, molecular function: RNA polymerase II cis-regulatory region sequence-specific DNA binding; zinc ion binding; DNA-binding transcription activator activity, RNA polymerase II-specific.
ACAUGUACUUUGGCCGCCAGCCAUGGCUCAGGAGGUGGACUAUGGUGAAUGAAACUCUGCGAUGAUGUCUCUUAUCAUCGAAGACAUCUUUCUAUCUAUUUAUAGUGAAAACAGUCGUCGCAGAUUUCGGCUAUAUAGGAAUUCCCCGCCAUCUCCGAGAUGCUAUGGAUGAGAAACCAUAACCCUAACAGAAUCCCUACCCCUUUGAUGUUAUUACUAAGCACCGUUACGCCGCCAUCCCCGCCAUCUCCGAUCUCCCUUGAUGAGACCAAUGGGUUUGUUUACAUCAGGGCGCAAAAGAUGACUGAGAGCGAGUCUCUGCCACGACGGCCGCCUCGUAGACGCAAACGCAAGCUUGUCUCCUGCCGCCCAUGUCAUAUUCGCAAGGUCAAAUGCGACCAGGGGCGCCCUGCGUGCGGCCGAUGCUGCAAGCUGAAACAAACGCACGCCUGCGUAUACGAGCAGGCGAAUGACUCCAGCCAUGCUGCAGCCGGCUCUUCAGAAGCCGUGCAAGGUCCCGCGCAAAGCUUCCAGUCUAUUCCUGGUCCCGCUUCGACAAAUCAUCCUCCAAAUCAGGAAAGCAGUCGAAAUCAAGGGACCUGGCAACUGCUCGGGGUGCAGUCGACGACGACGGGUCUCACGAUGGAGACUCAACGCCCGGUGAUCAGUACAGAGAUGGACCUGGUCGGUCUAUCUUCGGCUGCGAUCCGAGGUGAAGAGCAGAAACAAGUCAUCUUCCGCGGCGAGAACUUCCGCACGCAUUACUACGGGGGAAGCAAUGCUACGAGUCUGAUCGGGCAGUUUCCCGAGCUUCGGCGAUUCAUGAAAGAGGCCAUCAUGCAGCAUACGGCUCUGCCUCGUGUGCAGCGGGACCUGAAGGCGCUGCAGGUGGAAUGGAAGAAAGAGAAAGGCGCGUGUCUUCCCGCCGAGCAUUCGGGGCUGUGGCAUCUGUUACCCCCACGGGAGAUAGCACGGCAGUUGAUCCGGCGGUACUGCGAUACAUUCGAAUCCACGUACCGCAUCCUCCAUCGCCCUAGCUUCUUGGCGGACUACGAGGCGUGCUGGGACGACCCUGCUGCCGCACGGCCGGCCCUCGUCGUCAUGAUGUUGCUGGUGAUGUCGUGCGUGAUUGGUGUCCCUGCGGCGCCGGAGACUGAGAGUGAUGUGACUGUCAUGUAUGUCGGCGACAGUUCGGUGGCGCGCGAGCGCGCGGUGCUCUGGAUCGAGGUCGCGGAGCGCUGGCUGCAGGUCCAGAGCCAGAAGAUGGUCUACCUUGCCAUCUGGCAGAUCCGGUGCCUGCUUAUACUCGCUAAACAAAUCAACGUCUUCAAGAAGAAACGGUUCUGGACGGAGACCGGCACCCUCCUCCGCGAAGCCAUGGCUGCGGGUCUGCACCGCGACCCCGGCCUGCUGGGUGAGAAAGUCUCCUUCUUCGACCAGGAGAUGCGACGCCGGCUAUGGGCCACCAUCACCGAACUAGAACUUCAGGCUUCGAUCGACCGCGGCAUGCCGUCUGCCUCGGCGGGGAUCUUUGCGGACUGCAGACGCGUGCUCAAUAUUGACGACGAAGCUCUCUCCGUCGCGGGCAGCAGCGGUAGCAACCAGCAAAUAAACGGUCAGGAAGACAACCAAUACACCGAUACGUCAUUUCUGUGGGCUUCGCGGGCCAGCUUUGCGCUACGAGUCAGUCUGAACUCGUUUGUCAACGACCUGGGCUCUCCCGAUACAUAUGACCAAGUGUCGCAGUAUGAAGAGCAGAUCACACAGCAACUCCGAAUGCUUCCUUCCUGGGUACUAGCCGGAACAGGAGAAGAAGAAGAAAGAGAAAGAGAAAGAAACAGAGAUCCCCGGGAAGCAGUCCCCUCAUCGCGGCGACCACCGUCAUCCUUGGCAGCAUCCCUCCUUCGGCUUCAACUGCACCAGUUCUUCCUCAUACUGCACGCACCUUUUACCCGCAAGACAGAUGUGAGUCCGCGGUCCUCUCUAUCACGCAUGAUCUGCUUCCAAGCCUCGAGGGACAUUCUCAAACAGUACAGACGAGUCGAUCAAUCAGUGUAUUUCCCGCUUCUUCUCCUUCGACUGGAUUUCUUCCGAGCUGCCCUUGUCACUUCUUAUACUGCAUAUGCCUCCCUUCGCUCAGGCAUGUCUUCUUCUUCUUCUUCUUCUUCUUCUUCUUCUUCUCUCUUCAGUCAAAGCACAAAUGUAUUCCUCCAGCAUGUCGAUGAUGUCCUCACAAUGCUAGAACAUAGAAUCACCCGCUUAGGGACCGGAUUCACGCACUACUGGUACAUCUCAGCCGCCUCUGGUUUUCUUCGUUCGGUGAUCUCCCCCGCCGACUCGGCCACGCAGAAGACCCAGGCCGUUGAGAGAGUGACGAGCCAGUACUUUCGGGUCCUGGCCUCGCAGGAGGACAUGGCUCGGGCUAGAGAAGAGAUUAAUCUACACAUUACAGACAUGAACAUCACUCCCGACCUAUCCUUCCACCCACUCACAGAAGGGGUGUUUGACACAGACCUUCCAUUCCCUGAAUUCUUCUUCGGCGAUCCUGCGGCGUGGACAUUCGAGAAUUUCGAGUAGUUUAACCCUAUCUGAAGGGAUGGGAAAAGAGAUUCUGAUUCCAAUCUACCGUAACUACUACAACGGUACAUCUUUGUGCCUUUUCUUUUCCAUUCAUGUAUAUAUAUUUUUUUUCUAUUGACUAUGCAGGCUCCUGGUCUUUAUAGUGUACUACUAGGUGAAUCUGUCUCUCCAAGUGAAUGAAAGGGUUAGGCAACAACCAAGAGACAGCCAUAUAAAAGGCAUCAACUUUGCAAUAUCCCUUGUAUCUCUUCCUUCUCCUGUACUAGCUUAUAUUAUCAUAUAUAUAUGUAUAUAUAUAUAUAUG